GUGGCACUGACAUCAUCAAUAUUUUUUGUGCUCUGAAGAGGAAGUUGAGGUCUCCAUCUGUCGCGUUGUCUUCGGGAUGUCGACCAUGCGCGCACGAAAGCUGAAGAAACCGAGCGAGCCACCAUCACCGCGUGAGUGCGGGUCCCUGUCCCGGUCAUCAACGCCUACGCCACGCGACCGUGCGACCGUCAUGCCAGUGACGGUGGAACAUCCCAAGAUGAACCCGGCCAUGUGGGCCGCUCUCAAGAAGCACAUCAUGCGGCAGCGCGAAAAACAAAAGCAGGAACAGGAAGCCGAUGCUGCCACUGAGCGAGUACGGGGCGAAAGGGAAUCGAAGCUUCGCCAGGACGAGAUGACGCUAGAGGAGGUACGCGACCAGCUGCAGCAGGCGGAGAAGAAGCUCGUCACGCUCAAGGAGGAGAAGCACAAGCUCUUCGUGCAGCUCAAGAAGGUGCUGCAAGAAGACGACGCCCGGAAGCGGGCUCUUGAGAAGAAGGCCGACAAGAUGGCUGCGCUCAACCACCACUACCAUCAGCAGCCGCGCCAGAACGCCGCAAUGCAGCGGCACGCUGCCGCGGCGAGCUCACAACACCUCCACAUCCAGGAAAGGAACGGGGCACACUCUACGUACCAGUUGCCGCAAGCAAUCCCGCAGAACCCUGGCGUCUUGCAUCGAGCACCGCUCAAGAUGCGGCUGGCCCCGUAUCCACUGCCUCCGUGGCCGCAAACCGCGACAUCGUCGUAUUCCCAGCAAGCGACGCCGCCUCAGCCGGGCUUCUGGCCACAGCAGCCCUACGCGUACACGGCUCAGUUUCCCGGCUCGACGGCGUACGGUGCUCCGUUGCUGAUGCCGGCGUACGCGCCGGGCUACGGCCCCUUCUUCUCGGCGGGACCUGAAGGUAGUGGUGGUGUCAAUUGGUAGUAGCUACGACGUUGGCCUCGGGUGACAUCAAAGGCGCUAUUUCACUGAGCCAGUUUCGAUUUCAGCGAGACUGUGAAUGUGAAAUAGUUGUUCGUGUAGCUCCCGCA
Molecule: messenger RNA, 1029 nt
Organism: Dermacentor andersoni
Lineage: Eukaryota; Metazoa; Arthropoda; Arachnida; Ixodida; Ixodidae
Source: RefSeq, a predicted model, not a curated record